CAGUUUUACCGUCAAGUGAACCUUUAAAUUAUUUUAUUGCAGCAAUUAUGUCUACAUGAUGGCUUAACCCAACUGAACAUUGCCCAACCGCCAAAAAAGUGAACUUCGGGGCCCAAAUAUUUAAAAUCUGCUGCGUUUUUCGCGCGCCUAUAAAAUAGUUUAGUCAGUCCAGUGUGAGUCACUGUGUGAGAGGGAUAGCUUCAGUCUCGACAUAAAAAAGACUCGUUUAGUUAGCCUCCUAGCAAGCAACGAUGGGAAAGCGACUUCAAAGUGCUGUUAUGCAGCCUGAUCGAGUGGAGAAGCGCUUGCGACGAACAAAGCCGAUCUGCUCUUGCAGCUCUCCUCGUCCACCUUUUCUCACUGCUCACUCCUCUUUCUCCUGGUUCGAAGAAGACGUAUGGUCGGAGAUCGCGAAGUUUAUGGACGGAAGGUCUUUGGUGAUGCUCGCCUUAACGAGCAAAUGGUUCCACCGCAUGAUCAUGGAAGAUAACAUAUGGAAGCUCGUUUGCCUGCGUGAUCUUCAGGUCCCAGCUCCUGACCACGUGGCAUUCAAGUGGAUCAACCUUUACACUUCAUCCUUUGGUGGAAGUCACUCUUACACAUUCCGCCAGCAGGAAAAGCAUAUCGAUUGGAUGCGUAUUGGUGCUUUUUUUCUCGAAUCGUCAGUGGCACUGCUCACGGACAGGCUCAAUUUGCCAGCCAAAAUCCCAGAAGAAGAUGCUACAAAGAGGAUGUUGCAGUCUUGUGACUGUUGUUUGUUAGACAAUGUGAAAUCUGGGAUCUGGAUAGCUGAUCUCCAGCUUGUCCGAUGCCCUGUCUGUGACCUCAAUACUUGCGAUGGAACAAUGCAGACAUUAGAUGCAAGGCAUAUAGAGCUGUUCCUCUGCGAAGGGUUUCAAAAUGGAAGCUGGGAAUACGAGCUUAUUGGAUCUCAUGAUGUCAAAGAGCGAGUAGAUGGAGCUUCUGGAGCUAUUUUUGACGUCAAACACCUCGAGGACCGCACAUCCCGCGCGGUCUUUGAUCUCAAGUCAUGGGCAGGAAAGCCCAAUGAUUGGCAGCCGAAGGCUACGAUCACCCUCCAUGCAGUUGCAGUCAACACCAAUUUACAAGAAAACGAAGGACUUCACAUCAAAUACCAAACCAUGAGAGCAGGAGCGGAUGGACAAGUCGUUUCUAUUAGAAUCUCUCAGCAACUCCUGUAAUUCUUCUCAAAUCCCUCAAAACAUAGGAAUUAAAAAAAAAAAGAAAAAAAAGAAGAAAACCUCUAUCCUUCUCUUUGCGGCAAUUAAAAUGCC
This is a messenger RNA of Carya illinoinensis, 1295 nucleotides long. RefSeq names its product probable F-box protein At3g61730. Gene Ontology annotation, molecular function: protein binding. Gene Ontology annotation, cellular component: nucleus. NCBI's taxonomy places the organism in Eukaryota, Viridiplantae, Streptophyta, Magnoliopsida, Fagales, Juglandaceae. Gene Ontology annotation, biological process: reproductive system development. Bases 252 to 1202 code for a protein of 316 amino acids. The transcript has 8 exons. The record is from RefSeq and is a predicted model, not a curated record.